ACGUUAUCGUCAGCAAUCAGCAAAGUAUUGCAAUAUAAAAGCCUUAAAAAUCAGUAUUUACAUAGUAAAACUAUUUAGUAUAUAAAAUAGAAAGCUGAUAAGACGCCAAACUCAUCUCGGACGACGUCAAAUUUUAUACAAAACUCAAGUUGCCAGAGACGUUCAAGUGCAGUCGGUCGUUUAAUCAGCUCACGAGAUGUUGCAUUUGAGGAAGCAAUUCAUUUUUUCAUUGCUGAUAACAGCUUCAUUACAAACACCAAAUAUUUCUGCAAAUCGGUUUGAACAAACUGCGAAUGAUGCGGAUUACCUGACCGUCAUUGUGGACGAAACAAUACGCAAUUUAGUAAAGCAAUGCAACAGAAGUAGAAGAGCGGAAAUGCAAACAAGUGAACUACAACAAGAACAGGAAGUGCCAGUGACGCUGAAACAGUUGAGCGAUCUAAUGGAGAAAACCGUACGUUCACUAAGCGACUCCUUUACGAAGCGCCUGCUGUUGCGCUUUCCCAAAACCUGCGCUGACAUAAUACCGCCGGGUGUGCGCGACCGCGAUGAUGUCUACAGCUUACACAUUUCCGGCUACACACCGAUCAAUGUCUACUGUUUAUCCGAUGCGGAAGGCGGUUGCCCUUGGACCGUUGUGCAUAGACGACAAGAUAAGAAUACCGAUUUCAAUCUCAGAUGGGCUGACUACAACGCUGGUUUUGGCGAUCCCUAUACUAGCUUCUUCGUCGGCAUGCAAUCGCUUUUUUGGUUGACGAGCGAUGCGCCGCAAGAAUUGCGCAUAGUCAUGCGUUUGAAUAGCGAUAGUGUGGAUGAGAUCGCGAACUACGAUCAUUUUGUUAUUGGCGAUGAGAGUGAUCAGUACGCGUUGAAAAUUUUGGGGAAGUUCAGCGGUAACGCCGCGGAUGAGCUGAGUAAAUUGAUCGGUUACAAGUUUCGUACGUAUGAUCGCACGGGUUACUGUAUUGGCAAGGAGAAGGUCGGUGGCUGGUGGAAGGAGGGCUGUGCUAAGAGUAAGUUAAACGGUAUGUAUGCGCCCUCAAAGUGGGAGGUGAGACAGCAGGUUGGCAUUAUUUGGGAUAAUAAGACUACAUUAGGUAUGAAUUACUCGCUGGAAUAUGUGCAUAUGGCGAUACGACCAAAAUAUUGUCACAAAAUUAAAACGGAAUUAUAAAAUACUA
Messenger RNA from Bactrocera oleae (olive fruit fly), 1181 nucleotides. RefSeq names its product angiopoietin-4. NCBI's taxonomy places the organism in Eukaryota, Metazoa, Arthropoda, Insecta, Diptera, Tephritidae. The record is from RefSeq and is a predicted model, not a curated record.